This is a messenger RNA of Gasterosteus aculeatus aculeatus (three-spined stickleback), 3487 nucleotides long. RefSeq names its product homeobox A3a (gene hoxa3a). The record is from RefSeq and is a predicted model, not a curated record. Gene Ontology annotation, biological process: embryonic skeletal system morphogenesis; regulation of transcription by RNA polymerase II; anterior/posterior pattern specification. Lineage: Eukaryota; Metazoa; Chordata; Actinopteri; Perciformes; Gasterosteidae. Gene Ontology annotation, cellular component: nucleus. Gene Ontology annotation, molecular function: DNA-binding transcription factor activity, RNA polymerase II-specific; RNA polymerase II cis-regulatory region sequence-specific DNA binding.
ACACACACACACACACACACACACACACACACACAAAGGACAUGAACUCAUCCUUCGCAAAACCUGUAGUUUCUAACACCACUCAGUUGCUCGGAGGAAACGGGAGAGAGCAUUUAGGUCAAAUGGGGGUCCAUGUACUGAUCAGCGGGGUCGCGCACCCUCUCUUUGGCUACCUCACCUCCAGUUUCCGCUCACUGCUGACAGACACGCACUCCUCGAGACCACCGGGACACCCUCCCCGCUCCAGGACAGGUAAAUGCAUGACACGUUCCCGUUUGGCCAACGGUGUGCAUCGUUGCGCUGAUGGAGUAAUGCCGAAUAAGUGGUACUACAACUAAACCGCGCGAUACUGGACCAGGGGGCGACAUUGAGCAACGCGCUCUAUAGCACCGGCCGUGUUGUUAAAGAGAAAUGAGCGGACGUGGGCUGGAGUGGUCACUGUGCCACUCUUACAUGGUAUUUUGUAUGGUUAAACCCCCCCAGCAUCUCACACGGUGCAGAUUGUCACGCGUGCAAUGCAAAAGGAUGCCCGGCUGCAGCGCGCAGCUGACUGCAGUUUAAAACUCUGCAUCGCACGCAGGCAGCAGAAGCUCUUCCAGCCGCUAACAGGCACCGAAUAUAUGGCUCUUUCAAAACUGACACAAUGGUCUUUCCCUCUGAAUGGGCGACACGCGGAAAAGCUGUUUCUCUGCGAGCGACUUGCUCCCUCUGCCAAAUGCGUUGCAGUGUCACAUACCCCUCUCUCUUUUCUUUUUUUUCUCUCCCUACGAACUGCUCCGUUUCUCCUCAGGGGCAAUGACUGCCUCCAUUAAUGAUUCACGGGCUCAAAUAAAAGGGAUUUAAGUUGACGUUGCGUCACGUGAGUGGGGCGCAUAAUACUGCGCGAUGUUAUGGCACGGGGAAGAAAACCGGAGCCCGGGUCUGUCCGCAUGAUGCUGAUUGUAUGCAGGUUCCCCCCGCUUUCCGUAAGGGGUGUCCGCGCUUUAUAGUUUGCUUUUUCGAGCUGAGAAAAAGAAACGAGAUUCAAACUGAAAGAGAGGGGAUCCCGGCUCUGUGGAUGUAUUAUACUGCUGUCGCGGACGGAUAUGUUUUUCCCACGCGGAGAGAGUCAGAGACCGAGCUAGAGGAUGGAUUUUAUUUUGAGAAUUCCAUCCAAGUGAAUUGAGGCCAUCGCACGGUCUACGAGAGACCUUGAACUGCUUACGGUUCACCCGAGGAGGCCAUUGGCGGAGAGGCGUCACGUGACCACGGGGUGCCAAUGUUAUUCUACAAGGGUGUCAAGACCCUGUCAGUUUCUGAAAUAAAUAUUGGGAAACGGCGAGAUGCAAAAGGCAACCUACUACGACAGCUCCGCAAUUUACAGUGGCUACCCAUAUCAAAGCGCAAAUGGCUUCAGUUAUGAUGCCAAUCAGGUCCAAUAUCCCCGGGGCUCUCAUGUGGAAAGUGAGUACCAUCGACCUGCCUGCUCUCUGCAGUCUCCUGACGGCUCCGCGGCUCUGCAGAAACCGGGGGAGAUGGCGGAGAGCUGCGACAGGACCACAGCUAUUCAGGCGGCGCAGUCCAAGGUUCAUCACGAAAGCAAUCAACCACAGGUGCCCGUGUCGGGCCCACCCCUUCCCCCACAAUCCCCCGGUGCUAUCAUCCAAAACACAAGCAACGGGUCCAACCAGCCCAGCGCCAAGAACGGCUCCCCGACCUCUGCUACUCGCAAACAGAUCUUCCCCUGGAUGAAGGAAUCCCGCCAGAACACGAAGCAGAAACCCACCAGUAGCUCCAGUUCAGUGGAGAGUUGCCCUGGAGACAAGAGUCCGCCGGGGUCAGCGGCUUCGAAGAGGGCCCGGACGGCUUACACAAGCGCCCAGCUGGUGGAGCUGGAGAAGGAGUUCCACUUCAACCGGUACCUCUGCAGACCCCGGAGGGUGGAGAUGGCCAACCUGCUCAACCUCACUGAGAGACAGAUCAAAAUCUGGUUCCAGAACCGCAGAAUGAAAUACAAGAAGGAUCAGAAAGGUGUCGGGAUGAUGCCUUCUCCUGGCGGACAGUCCCCCCGGAGUCCCGUUGGCCCCGUCUCCGGUGGGGGCGGUGGUGGCGGAGGAUACCUCAACUCUAUGCAUUCUCUAGUCAACAGUGUACCUUAUGAAUCCCAGUCGCCGACGUCUUACAAUAAACCUCAUCAAAACGCAUACGUUAUGUCCACGUCAUACCCCCCUCCAUUGAACAGCUCCCUCAACAACUGCCCGCCCUCCCAGAAGAGGUAUCCCGGGAACGACUCGGCCACGCCCGAGUAUGACGCACAUCCUCUCCAAGGCAAUGGCAACUACGGGGCUCACAUGCAGGGCAGCCCCGUUUAUGUCGGCGGAGGCUACAUCGACUCUAUGCCCAAUUCGGGGACCUCCGUUUUCGGUCUAACCCACCUCCAGCACCCGCCGCCCGCCAGUAUGGACUACAAUGGAGCAAUCACAAUGGGCAACAGUCAGCAUCACGGAGUGUGUGAUCCGACACCGACGUACACAGACCUAACGUCGCACUACUCUCAGGGAAGAAUCCAGGAAGCGCCCAAACUGACGCAUCUGUAGCGGUGGCGCAGCCGGAUCACUCCGCCCAUUGUCUCAUUCGCCUCCAGACACAUUACUGCUUUGUUUCUGCGCUUCCUCGCGGCAUCCACCUUCUCUCAACGUUUGUUUAUGUUCUCUAUAGUUUGAUGUGUGAAGUAGGGUAGGAUAAAUAAUCACAAUUGGCUUGAAUUUUUCUCCAUUUGCUCGUGUCAUUGUGUUACAACGACCUUUAUCUUGGCUGUAGGACGUCUACAGUGGGAGGGAGGAGGGUACAAUAUAAGCAGAGCCCUAUUUAAUCUUUCUUUCUUUCUUUCUUUUUUGUUUUAAAAUCGAAACGUAAACAGGGUAUUAUGAACAUAUGUUAUUCAUUUGAAUGUGAACGUGUCCGUCUUUUAUUUAUCCGCAGUUGAAGAAUUGUGUUUUGCAUUGUGUUGCACUUGUGAAAGGAUCCUUCAAGAGCCGCGAGUUGGGAUUAUGAGGAAAAUGCAUUUUUCAAAAACAAGGGACAUGAGCUCACACGCUUUCUCCCUUGCUUGUGUUGAUCUAUUUGACUUUUUUAAAUGUUAUUUAUUUUGUUUAGUAUUAAGAAAAAGGAGUCCUUUAGUAUUAUUUGACACCUCUGCCAUAUUUGUGAUAAGGUUGGUGGGAAUUUAGCGCCUUGGCCCGUUACCAGCCCAAACAUGUAUCCAGAAGCACCCAUGCAGCAGCAUAUGUUGCUAUUAGGCUUUCAGUUUUUCCUUCUUCAAGGAGUUUUUUUUUCUCAGCGAAUGUAAAAUCAAUCAGUAAUGCAAUAAGGAUGAAAAGAAGGACAAACAUUUCCAUUUUCUUUUCUUGAAGAAAAAAAAGAAAAAGACAUCAUCAAUUUUCUUUUCGAUGUCAUACAUUCCUCGCUGCUCCAGUUCGAAAAAAUCAAUAAAAUAAUUGAAAUAUAA